Molecule: messenger RNA, 2023 nt
Organism: Panicum virgatum (switchgrass)
Lineage: Eukaryota; Viridiplantae; Streptophyta; Magnoliopsida; Poales; Poaceae
Exons: 2
Coding region: 221-1618 (465 amino acids)
Source: RefSeq, a predicted model, not a curated record
UCAGCUCACCGGGAUCCAGGCUGGCCGCGGCCCCAGGCGGGCAGGUCCAUGGCGGGCCGCCAGCCAAUAUACCCUAUGAUCCCUCGUCACCACUCCUUCCUUCCCCAUCGCGAAUCGAAAACCACCCAUCCGCCAUUGCGCUCGCCGCUUCGAUCCGACAAGAGAGGCGGAAGGAAUUCUGAGUGACCGAGGAGGGCCGCAGCCCGCAGAAGAAAGGGCCAUGGACCCGUGCCCGUUCGUGCGGGUGCUGGUCGGCAACCUGGCGCUCAAGAUGCCGGCGUUCCCGCGCGGCGGCGGCGGCGCCGGCGUGCACCCGACCACCGCGCCCUGCUACUGCCGGAUCCGCCUCGACAAGCUGCCCUACCAGACCGCCACGGCCCCGCUGCUGCCGUCCGCCGAGGAGGGCCCCGCCUCCUGCACGGGCGCCUUCGCCGCCGCCUUCCACGUCUCCAAGGCCGACCUCGACCGCGCCACCGCCAAGCCCGCGCUCUUCGGGCCCCGCCGCACCGCGCGCCUCAAGGUCGCCGUCUACGCGGGGCGCAGGGGCGCCACCUGCGCCGGGGCCGCCUCGUGGAGGCUGCUCGGCAAGGUCGUCGUCCCGCUCGACCUCCGCGCCGCCGUCGCCAAGCCCGUCGUCUUCCACAGCGGCUGGGUCGGCAUCGGCAAGCGCCGCGCCGGCCGCAAGGCGGCGCCCGCGCCCGCGCCCGCGGCCUCCUCAGGCGGCGCCGCGCAGCUCAACCUGACCGUGCGCGCGGAGCCCGACCCGCGGUUCGUCUUCGAGUUCGACGGCGAGCCCGAGUGCAGCCCGCAGGUGCUCCAGGUGCAGGGCCGCAUGAAGCAGCCCAUGUUCACCUGCAAGUUCUCCUGCCGCAGCAACAGCGACCUCCGCUCAAGGUCGGUGCACUCUGAUCUGGCGGGGAACGGCGGGCGCACCUGGCUGGCCAGGUUCGGGUCGGAGCGGGAGCGCGCGGGGAAGGAGCGCAAGGGGUGGUCGGUGACGGUCCACGACCUGUCGGGCUCGCCGGUGGCGCUGGCCUCGAUGGUGACCCCGUUCGUGGCGUCCCCCGGCUCGGACCUCGUGAGCCGCUCCAACCCGGGCGGCUGGCUCAUCAUGCGCCCCGUCGACGGCACCUGGACGCCGUGGGGCCGCCUCGAGUGCUGGCGCGAGCGCGGCGCGGGCGCCGGCGGCGACCUCCUGGGGUACCGCUUCGAGCUCGUCCCCGACCACACCAACUCCGGCGCGGGCGUGUGCGUGGCCGAGUCGGGCGUGCCGGCGUCCAGGGGCGGGCGGUUCGCCAUCGACCUGACGGCGGCGCAGCCGUUCGGGCGGAGCGGGUCGCCCGGGUGCAGCCCCCGCGGGAGCGGCGACCUGGGGCCCCACGGGCUGUGGCCGUUCGGGAGCUUCCGCGGGUUUGUGAUGGCGGCGGCCGUGCAGGGGGAGGGGCGGUGCAGCCGGCCGACGGUGGAGGUGGGCGUGGCGCACGUCGGGUGCGCCGAGGACGCCGCGGCGUUCGUGGCGCUGGCGGCGGCCGUGGACCUGAGCAUGGACGCGUGCCGGCUCUUCGCGUGCAAGCUGCGCCGGGAGCUCUCGGCGUCCCGCGCCGAGCUGCUCCGGUGACAAGUGUACAGCAGGCGGCAGCGGUGUGCGAGGGGUGGCUGAUGAGCGAGCGAGCUUCGUUCUCAUCGGGGUUUGUGACGAUCUUGUCCGGUCGCGGAAGUUUUGUGGCGGCGAUCGGGCGAGCUUUGCUUUGUUCUUGUGUGCGCUGGUUGAUGGUUUUGUGACUUGAGAUGAGGAGAUAGUAGUAUGUUGUGUUCGUCUUCUAGGUGCUUUUUGAAGUCGAGAAGCAAUCAGUGCAGGAGUUGUAGUAGGGGAGUGAUGUGUUGAGUCGUGUUGGUGUGUGCGUGUCUCGUGCCUAUGGAUGGAUUUUGGAAUGCUUGUUGCUACCAAAGUAAAAGUGGUAGCACUGGAUGUGGAGACGGACCGUGAUGGAAUGGAAGCAAAGGUCCCUCCUUUUUGCGCUUA